AUGUCCUUCAAGCCAGCACUCGUAGUCGUGGACAUGCAAGAAGACUUUUGCCCGCCUGACGGAGCACUGGCAGUGACGGGUGGUCGCGAUAUCGUACCGACUAUCAACGAGUUCCUCGAAUACCCGUUUGCACUCAAAGUCGCGACCAAAGACUACCAUCCCCGAGACCACAUUUCCUUCGCGUCCAACCACACAGCGCCGAACAAUAAGCCAUUCGAGUCCACAGUCACAAUCAAGAACCCGCAUAACCCAGAGGAGACGCAGGAAACGCGCCUAUGGCCGGACCACUGCAUUCAAGGUACUAAGGGUGCAGAGCUGCUGCCAGAGCUGUUGGUUAGUAAGGUGGAUCGCAUAGUGGAGAAGGGGCAGGAUAAGCGCGUCGAGAUGUACUCGGCCUUUGCGGAUCCGUUCAAGAGUCCAUGUGCUUGGCAGCCGACUAUUGUGUGA
Molecule: messenger RNA, 447 nt
Organism: Pyrenophora tritici-repentis Pt-1C-BFP
Lineage: Eukaryota; Fungi; Ascomycota; Dothideomycetes; Pleosporales; Pleosporaceae
Source: RefSeq, a predicted model, not a curated record